GCGACCGUUGUUUACAUGAGCGGUUCCCUGUUUCCAUCGUGCUGAAAAGAAUUCGUCAUGUUCACCUGGAUUUAGGAGCGAAGGUCGCGCGCACGCGCGUGGGUGUGUGUGUAUAUGAGUGUGCGUGUGGGUUGUGUGCGUGUGUGUGUGUGGCGCUGGAGCGUGCGUACUUUGGGGCAUGCUGCUGUUCCAGCUGCCGGACGAUGUCCUCUAUCAUGUCCUCAGUUACCUGGACCUCCGCUCGCUCGGUUGUUUAUGUCAAGUAAACAAAUGUAUCAAUCAGUUCAUGAAGCGGGACGUGGUCUGGAGGAGGAGCGCGAGAGACUGCCUCAACUCCGGGCUGACCGCGAGUGGACUGGACCUGUACCCUCACAUCCCUCUGAAGGAGAGAGUGAGGGUGGCUCACAACUGGCGACGGGGACAAUGUAAAAGUUCCAUUCUUCUCAGGUGGAAAAUCAAGCUGCUGCCGUACCUGCAGCUGGACAACAACGUGCUAUAUCUAUCUCAGGCCUCAAAGAUCGGAGCGUACCAUCUGCAGCCGCCGCGGGGCCGGAUCCAGAGAAACCCUAGUGCAAUCUACUCCGGGCACCAGGGUGACGUCUGCAGAUUUGUUCUGACCGAUACACAUCUCCUCAGCGGGGGAAGUGAUGGCCGAAUCCUGGCCCACAGCAGGAGCAGCCGUGUGUCACUGGAGUUUUCCGGUCACAGUCAGGAGGUCAACUGUUUGGACUCCAGAGGAGGCCUGAUGGUCAGCGGCUCCAGAGACCAGACUGCUCAGAUAUGGAUGCUGGACUCCACUUACCCCAGAGGAACCAUCACCAUGUACGAUCGAGUGUGGUCUGUCGCCAUCAGCCCUGCUCUCAGCUCCUUUGUCACCGGCACAGCCUGCUGUGAAGACUUCACUCCGCUCCGCAUCUGGGAUUUGGAACGGCUGGAGUGUGUCUGCUGCCUGGGCUCCGAGUACCGCCGCGGGGCCGGUGUGCUGGACAUGGUGUUUGAAUCGCCGACUCAGCUCUUCACCUGCGGUUACGACACCUUCAUACGACUCUGGGACCUGAGGCUGAGCUCACAGAAGUGUGUGAUGGAGUGGGAGGAGCCUCAUGACAGCGCCCUCUACUGCAUUCAAACAGAUGGUAAUCACAUGGUUGCCAGCGGCUCCUCGUACUACGGAGUAGUCCGUCUGUGGGACAAGCGGCAGAAGAAGUGCCUGCAGUUCUUCCAGCUGAGCUCAGACCUGGUCAGCAGCCCCGUGUACUGCCUCAGGUUCAGCAGUACUCACCUGUACGCAGCCCUGGCCACGACGCUGCACUGCCUGGACUUCGCACACCCCCCCCGCCUGAUCAGGUGACACCGGAGGACGACUGGAACACACCCUUCUCCCUUUUUUUUUUUUUUAUUUAAA
This is a messenger RNA of Synchiropus splendidus (mandarinfish), 1402 nucleotides long. It is a transcript of the gene fbxw4, whose product is annotated as F-box and WD repeat domain containing 4. Lineage: Eukaryota; Metazoa; Chordata; Actinopteri; Syngnathiformes; Callionymidae. The record is from RefSeq and is a predicted model, not a curated record. Gene Ontology annotation, biological process: SCF-dependent proteasomal ubiquitin-dependent protein catabolic process. Gene Ontology annotation, cellular component: SCF ubiquitin ligase complex. The transcript has 9 exons. Bases 179 to 1348 code for a protein of 389 amino acids. Gene Ontology annotation, molecular function: protein binding.